This is a messenger RNA of Polychytrium aggregatum, 492 nucleotides long. RefSeq lists its product as uncharacterized. The record is from RefSeq and is a predicted model, not a curated record. The transcript has a single exon. NCBI's taxonomy places the organism in Eukaryota, Fungi, Chytridiomycota, Chytridiomycetes, Polychytriales. The annotation marks the transcript as partial.
UCCGUCGCGGCCUCGGCGAAUGGCCAGUGGGUCUCUGGCCAGGCCACGCACUAUGGCCCUUUCCCGCAGUUCCCUGCCUGGUCCGAGCCCGGUUUCCAGCCUGGCGCUGUUGGUGUCGGAUGCGCCAGCUCCAGCAACGAUCCCCGCUGGAACGCCAUCCUGAGCGGCGGCUUGCUGCCCAACCCGGACCUGCCCGCCAAUGCGGCUACCGUCUGGCCGGUCGAGUACGUCGUCGCCGUGUCUGAGGCCGUCUACGGCGGCGCCAAGAAGGACCAAUACUGCUUCCAGAAGAUCACCAUCCGCAACAGCAACGACCACAGCAAGCAGAUCACUGCCACGAUCGUGGACUUUUGUCCUGCUGGCAGCUGCCUGUGGUCGGCCAAUGCGCUGGCGCACAACGUCGAUCUCUACGGCGGCGCCGCAUGGCAGGCUCUCGGCGGUGCUACUCUUGACGGCUCCAUCAACAUCGACAUUAUCUGGCCCGGAGGUAUG